AUGGCCGGAGAUGGAAUGAAGGAGAUUUUUGAAGGCGGAGCAAUGGCGGAACAGCAGUACGAGGCGGCGAAAACGUCUGUAUGGUGGGAUAUAGAGAAUUGUCUGGUGCCAAGGGGAUGUAAUGCUCAUGCAAUUGCUCAGAAUAUAAGUGCAGCAUUGAUGAAAUUCAACUAUAAUGGACCCGUUACCAUUUCUGCUUAUGGUGAUACCAAUGGCAUUCCUUCGUCUAUUCAAAGAGCUCUGUCUAGUACAGGAAUCAGUCUCAAUCACGUCCCGGCUGGGAUAAAGGAUACUAGUGAUAAGAAAAUUUUGGUGGAUAUGCUAUUUUGGGCAGUGGACAAUCCAGCACCUGCCAAUUAUUUACUCAUUUCAGGAGACAGGAAUUUCUCCAAUGCCAUUCAUCAGUUAAGAAUGAGGAGAUAUAAUAUUCUUCUAGCACAACCUUUUCAACCUUCUCCUGCUCUCGCUGCUGCUGCCACAAAUUUGUGGCAAUGGACAACCCUUGCUGCUGGAGGACCUCCAGGAGAACUUGCUUUUGGUACCAACACGUUACGUCAAGAAUCUAUACCGACUCCGAUUUCUGAACCUAUAUCAGCGGACCACCCGGCUCAUUCCAAUGCCAAUGCUGAUGCAGCUUCCGGGGUCCAAAUAAUGUUAUCUAAUCCCAGACGCUGCUUUGACACUAAAACUAAAGCUAUUUACGCAGCUAAGAACGCGAAUCAACUGACUAUGACCGGCAUGAAAAGCGUGCCUGCUAGAACUGAAGAAACUAGUAGCAGCCAUCGCCAACUAACACCAGUUUUUGCACCACCGCGGUUUUUACCACAUCAUUUUUUUUGCACCACCGGUGUUUUUACCACAUCAUUUUUUCGCUAUGUCUGA
Molecule: messenger RNA, 882 nt
Organism: Capsicum annuum
Lineage: Eukaryota; Viridiplantae; Streptophyta; Magnoliopsida; Solanales; Solanaceae
Product: meiosis regulator and mRNA stability factor 1-like
Exons: 2
Coding region: 1-882 (293 amino acids)
Biological process (GO): regulation of gene expression
Cellular component (GO): peroxisome
Molecular function (GO): RNA nuclease activity
Source: RefSeq, a predicted model, not a curated record